Molecule: messenger RNA, 2055 nt
Organism: Pectinophora gossypiella (pink bollworm)
Lineage: Eukaryota; Metazoa; Arthropoda; Insecta; Lepidoptera; Gelechiidae
Exons: 6
Coding region: 207-923 (238 amino acids)
Source: RefSeq, a predicted model, not a curated record
CCAAUGGUUGUCAUGUGGAAUAUCGACCAUUUUGUAAAGAAUUUUGUUUCGCAUUCUCAUCUCGAAGAAGAUUCGAUUCUAUAUCAAAUGCAGGGAGUAUGAAACGAGAGUGAGUUUUAUCAAAAUAUCAGAUGUUGAGUUUCGUAAAUUGGUGCUCUUUGUCUUUAACGGACUAAAGUUUUAACGAAUACGGCUGAUAAUCUACAAUGACGGAGCGAACUAUUGCAUCCCGUCCAACACUGGAGCAGGUGGUGGCGAUAGUGGACUUCAUGGAGAAGAACCCUGCACUAGCACUGGGACAACUUCGCGGUCUAGAGGGACGAGACCAGGGCAAGAGGCUGUGGAUGCAACUCACUCGGAUCGUCAACAAUAUCAAUGGUCCCACACGGCCUAUGAAGUCUUGGAUUAAAUUUUGGGCAGAUAAAAAAUCAACGGUCAGAGCCAAGGUAACAUCCGAUGGUGGUAAUCCCGGGAACUUGACCUCCAACAUAGAGAAGAAGAUUUGGGACCUCUUUUUGGCUAAUGAUACGCCAAAAACACGCAAUGCGGUGAAGCAAGAGGCUUUUAUGGAGGAGAACUUCUUCAAUGAAGACAGUAUGGAUCAAAAUCACAUGGAGUCAGACACCGUGCUCGCGUUCGAAGAACCCAUUGUUGAUGUUGAAGACAGACAUAUCGCUAUUAUGGAGAAAUUGGUGAAAGUAAUGAGCGACCAAGCGUCCGCCAUGACGCAACUGGCGCACGCGUCUCACGCCAACUCACAAGCCAUGGAGCGAUUGGCUGAGGCCUCGCAUUUACAGGCUCGAGCAUUAGACCGAUUAGCAACCACCUUCGAAUCUAUAGGUGCAGCGACCCACGACGUUCGUAAUGCAAUUGUCGAUAUCGACUCGACCAUGAAGCGGUUCUACAGUACAUCGCCCACUUAGCACAGGUAUCUGUGAGCCCUGGGCUAGAGCGAUAUCGCUGUACAAAUACUCUAAAAGUGAAAUGUCGAGACCUAAAGUGUUACAAGUGCAUUUAAAGUGAAGUAAUUUGGACCUUAAGUGACAAGUGUCGAUGUAAAGUGUCCCUUUUUAAGCAACAUUGAGAGAAAUGUUCCUAAGUGUAAAUUAUGUGUACAAUAAGAUUAGAGGCAUACUUUGAAAGUGUAAGGACCUAACAUGAUUUGUCCGUAUGACAUUGUUUAUUUGCAUUUGCAUCAAAUGUUGAGGGAAUGAAAUUGUGAAACAAGAACAUAAUUGUAAUUUAAUAUAGUAUGUAGAGUUGCUUGAAGCCAUAAUGUACCUAUCUCUAUCCAGCAUGCAAAUAAUCUUAAUGACAAGUCUCCAAUAACCGUUUUUAAUGUACGAACUCAGAUGAUCACAUGAUUGAUAUAACAAGUCUUAGCUGUAAGUAUUCAUGAGUCAGCAACGUCAAAGGACUGUUAGAUUUCCUUGGGGAAUUAGGUUGGCUGUAGCGAUCCAGCCGUUUCAGGUAUCACCCAAAAUAGGCGCUCAUUACAAGAAUGAAUUGUAAUGUAGAGUAACAAAAAAAUAAAUUGAUAAACAGAUAUUUUAAUUAAGACUGUGUUGUAUCAACACGUAGCAAGUAUUACAACUUAUUUUAAAUUAAAUUAAAUGUGUUGUGAAUAUUAUGAAGUAGUCAAUUCAGUUCAGUCGCAGGGAACAAAAUGUUUGUAAUUAGUACAUAAUAAUAUUAGUACACUACUGCAUAAAGUUUGUACUCACUAUAUACUUACUGUUUACGUUGUAACUACUUAGGUAUGUAACUAAAUCAAAUCCAUAAUAAAUUAUAUAAAUAUAAAAUCGUCUCGAGGCAUAUUUCAUCGCAUCACGGGCUUCGAUCAAUACACAGAUUUUAUAUAGCGUUUAUUGGUCAUAGCCCGCGGUAUACUUAUACGCCCGUAGCCAAUGCAGCAGUGGCAGUUUUAUAAACUUAUUAUAGUAAUAAUUAUUAUAACACCCAUAUUUAUAUUUUAUACAUCACAUUAAUGCUUCCUUAAUAUUGUAUUACUGACGUAUUUUGAAAUUAAGUACGAAAUGAAAUAAUUUUUCAGUU